Cyprinodon variegatus (sheepshead minnow) is the source of this 921-nucleotide messenger RNA. RefSeq names its product homeobox C13 (gene hoxc13a). The transcript is spliced from 2 exons. Gene Ontology annotation, molecular function: RNA polymerase II cis-regulatory region sequence-specific DNA binding; DNA-binding transcription factor activity, RNA polymerase II-specific. The coding region runs from base 1 to 921 and encodes 306 amino acids. Lineage: Eukaryota; Metazoa; Chordata; Actinopteri; Cyprinodontiformes; Cyprinodontidae. Gene Ontology annotation, biological process: regulation of transcription by RNA polymerase II. The record is from RefSeq and is a predicted model, not a curated record.
AUGACGACUUCGCUGGUUCUGCAUCCACGCUGGGCGGACACCUUGAUGUACGUUUAUGAAAAAAGCCCGAAUGAAAGCAGCCAGAAUAAAAGCCAAACAAUGGAGGGACUGAGCGGUAAUUGUCCUGCGACCCACUGCAGGGACCUGAUGUCGCACCCCGCGCUGGGACGACAUUCUGGCUCCAUAGCGACCCACCAGGGCUCUGUGUACUCGGAUAUUUCCUCUCCUGACAGCGGCCGGCAGUGCCCCGCUCCCCAAACGUCUUCGAGCGCCUCCCUGAGCUACGGCUACCCGUUUGGAAACCCAUAUUACGGCUGUAGAUUAUCUCACUCACACAACGUGAACUUGCAGCAGAAGCCAUGCUCGUACCACCCCGCGGAGAAAUACGCCGAACCCAGCACGGCUAUCCCCACGGAAGAACUGUCUACCAGGGCGAAAGAGUUUGCUUUUUACCCAAGUUUCGCCAGCUCGUACCAAGCCGUUCCCGGAUAUUUAGAUGUAUCGGUGGUACCAGGGAUCAGCGCCCAUCCUGAGCCGCGGCACGACGCUCUGAUCCCCAUGGAGGGCUACCAGCACUGGGCUCUCUCCAACGGCUGGGAUGGACAGGUGUACUGCUCGAAAGAGCAAACACAGUCCACUCAUCUUUGGAAAUCACCCUUCCCAGAUGUCGUUCCCCUGCAGCCCGAGGUCAGCAGUUACCGUCGUGGGCGCAAAAAACGUGUCCCUUACACCAAGAUCCAGCUCAAGGAGCUGGAGAAGGAGUACGCGGCCAGCAAGUUCAUCACAAAAGACAAGAGAAGGCGCAUCUCGGCCGCCACCAACCUAUCGGAGCGCCAGGUCACCAUCUGGUUCCAGAACCGGCGGGUUAAGGAGAAAAAAUUCGUCAGCAAAUCCAAAAGCAAUCACAUCCACACCACUUGA